Molecule: messenger RNA, 240 nt
Organism: Funneliformis geosporum
Lineage: Eukaryota; Fungi; Glomeromycota; Glomeromycetes; Glomerales; Glomeraceae
Source: the annotation of a GenBank genome assembly
CCAGGACAUUCAUUAUGGGAUGAAAGGAGUUGUUUUAAUUACAAAAUUUUAAUUGAAUUAUUUCUAAAUCCUCACAUUCUUACACCAAUCAAUUCUUUCCCAUUAAAACCACAAGAUUAUAUUCAGGAAGUUCUUGUUCCUGAAACAGCAAUAAGAUUAAUAUUAGAAGAUAUUGGUGGUAACAAUUCUUUGGAAGUUGCACAAAAAAUUAUGAUAGAUAGUAGUGAUUUUGGCGAGUAA